CAUUUCUUUACCAUACACGCACAAGCUUUUGGAGAGUUCAGCAAGAAAGAAGAGAGAUGGAGAAUAAACAAGUGAAGCCACGGGUCAAGAAAGGUUUGUGGAAACCAGAGGAGGACUUAAUACUCAAGAAUUAUGUGGAGACUCAUGGAGAAGGCAACUGGGCUACCGUGUCUGAAAAAUCAGGUUUGAUGAGGGGCGGGAAGAGUUGCAGACUGAGAUGGAAGAAUUACUUGAGACCUAAUAUUAAACGUGGAGGGAUGUCCCAAGAGGAAGAAGACCUCAUUAUUAGGAUGCAUAAGCUUCUAGGCAACAGAUGGUCGCUUAUUGCUGGUCGACUGCCCGGUAGAACCGACAAUGAAGUGAAGAACUACUGGAAUACCCAUUUGAACAAGAGAUGCCAUCCUGGGAAAAGACAAGGCACUGACUCAAACAUCCACCAGAAUGGCAAUGGCAAUGGCACUGGUGAUGAUGACGAGAACAAGACCAAGAGGCAAUGCAUUUCUCAGGUCUGCAGCUCAAGUACAAAGAGUAUCCCUGAAGAGUUAGAUGAAAAGAAAAAGGAGAAAGAAGAGAGAACUGUUACGGAUACUUGGAUACAAGAUGCACAGAGCUGGAACUAUUAUAUUGAAUCUCCAAUGAUGCAAAGCAAUAAUGAUGCAUUUUUCUUUGAUGAUGAGCCUAUCAUAGCUUACUGGGAUUCCUUUGUUUGGUUUGAAUCAUUCGGCUAUAACGGCGAGGAGAUAUUUUCACAUGCAGACCUGCAAUCAUUGAUGCCAUAGUUUUCUCAUAUAUUCUCACACGUUCUCUUUCCACCUUGUGAGACCACUUCUAUGUUUUGUUGCUGGAGUGAUUUUUCCAAGGAUUUAACACUGAAUAUGCUGUCCUUCCUGCACUGUUGAGAAAUUUUUUUUUUUAUGAUAAAUUAUUAGUGCUGUGUACUAACCAGACAACAAUAAUGUUUAUCACUGACACUAAUGCAUUUCUUUCUCUAGUCUAUGCAUA
Molecule: messenger RNA, 1002 nt
Organism: Jatropha curcas
Lineage: Eukaryota; Viridiplantae; Streptophyta; Magnoliopsida; Malpighiales; Euphorbiaceae
Product: transcription repressor MYB5
Source: RefSeq, a predicted model, not a curated record